Messenger RNA from Gamsiella multidivaricata, 767 nucleotides. RefSeq lists its product as uncharacterized. Bases 133 to 594 code for a protein of 153 amino acids. Lineage: Eukaryota; Fungi; Mortierellomycota; Mortierellomycetes; Mortierellales; Mortierellaceae. The transcript is spliced from 2 exons. The record is from RefSeq and is a predicted model, not a curated record.
GAGGCUCGACAAGCGUUUGCAGCGUAUUUACAACAGAGAGGGUGGUCUGUAGAAGUGUGCCCGACCGAGGCGGAUCUCAAAAUUGCGCAAGACUGUUUGCCCGGAGACGUUGUCCUAUCGCGAGACAGUGAUAUGCUCCUUUACCAACACAUUUCGAUCAUCUGGCGACCAAUAUCAAGAGGACGCAUCCUUGCGUACAACGUCCCCGAUGUCCUGACUACUCUUGGAAUCAACAGGACGCAACUCAUAGUCUUGGGUGUGGUCUCAUCGAACGACUACAACGCCAACGUUCCUUCAUUGGGAUGUGUAACGAAUUUCAGUAUCAUUAAGCAGUUAAAGGGAGAGGCUGAGAUGGUGCAAGAGUACCUGUCGAACAGUCGUGUCAUUCUCAAAAACGACAAGAAAUUGACCUUUGCGACCUCUCUACAGGUGUUUGUGCACCAUAAGCAGACACCAUUGCAGCAUGUGCAGCAAGCUCAGUCCCACCAGAUGCUGCAAUACGAGGAACUUUGGUCUACGUUUCGCCGUCUGCAAAUAGAAUGCAUUGACAAUGGGAAAGAACGGCGCGAUAACAUUCAAGCCAGGAAACGGUAAAAAAUUUUACUCCUGUAGUCUUCAUUCUUCUGCCUUCGCUUGAAUGCGUCCAUUACUAACUCUAGUCUACGUACUAUGGCAAUGCAUCUAGUGAGACGCAUGAUAAUGAAUCCCAAAGGCACAAGUCUUCACAAACAUUCAACCGCUACCGCACAAUUGAUCGACCUGAACAU